Anopheles marshallii is the source of this 1296-nucleotide messenger RNA. It is a transcript of the gene mri, whose product is annotated as BTB/POZ domain-containing protein 10. The record is from RefSeq and is a predicted model, not a curated record. Lineage: Eukaryota; Metazoa; Arthropoda; Insecta; Diptera; Culicidae. Gene Ontology annotation, biological process: positive regulation of phosphorylation. Bases 1 to 1296 code for a protein of 431 amino acids. Gene Ontology annotation, molecular function: protein binding. The transcript is spliced from 4 exons. Gene Ontology annotation, cellular component: cytoplasm.
AUGGAGCUGCAGUUGCAACGCAAGCAAGGUACGGCAGCUGCGGGCGCACACGCACAGCAGCGGGACGGUACAGCUGGAACCGGAUCGGGCAGUGCGAGUAGCGGCUCCGGUGGUGCAAUCAGCAAGAACGACAGCUACGACAGCUCGCACAGCAGCAGCAACACGGAGGAUACAACCGAAACAGAUGAUCGACGAAGGAAGAUGAUGAAGAACCGUGCCAGGAACAAUAGACUCAUGCAGCAGCAACAGCAUCAAGCGCAGCAAAACACAACGGACAGUGCAAAGGUUGCGGCAGGAAAGAAGCUGGCCGAAAACGAACGCAUCACAUUGAUUGUGGACAACACGACUUUUUCGGUGAAUGUAUCGAUGCUAACGGCCCAGCCAGAAACCAUGCUCGGUCGAAUGUUCAGCACAGGGUUUGAAUUUACCCAUCCGAACGAGCGGGGUGAGUACGAAGUGGCCGAAGGCAUUUCGCGCACCGUGUUCCGGGCCAUCCUGGAAUACUAUCUGUCCGGGGUGGUUCGCUGUCCACCCACCGUUUCCGUACAGGAGCUGCGGGAGGCGUGCGACUAUCUGCUCAUCCCGUUCAACGCUAACACAAUCCGCUGCCAGAAUCUGCGCGGUCUGCUGCACGAACUGUCCAACGAGGGCGCGAGCAUCCAGUUCGAGGCGUUCCUGGAGCAGCUGAUCCUUCCGUUGAUGGUGGACGCCGCACGGCAAGGUCAUCGCGAAUGUCACAUUGUGGUCCUGUCCGAGGAUGACAUUAUCGAUUGGGACGCCGAGUACCCGCCGCAGAUGGGCGAGGAAGACUGCCAAACGGUCGCAAACACGGCCAUGUAUCGGUUCUUUAAGUACAUCGAAAACCGUGACGUCGCCAAACAGGUGCUGAAAGAUCGGGGGCUGAAAAAAAUUCGACUUGGAAUCGAGGGCUACCCGACGUACAAGGAAAAGAUCAAGCGCCGCCCUAGCGGUCGUAUGGAGGUGAUCUACAACUACUUGCAGCGGCCCUUUAUCCAUAUGUCGUGGGAAAAGGAGGAAGCAAAGAGUCGUCACGUAGACUUCCAGUGCGUUAAAUCCAAAUCGGUUACCAAUCUAGCGGAAGCAACCGCUGAUCCAGCGCUAGAGCUUGAUUCGGCCGGGAAUCCGCUUCCUCAGCGGCACUUUGAAAUAUCGCACGAACCAGAAGCAGAACCGUUUCUGCGGCCCGACGCACUUCUCGACGGCGAGGAAGGUGCCGUCGGAGGUCUGCCCAAUGGGGACGACAUUGGCCUACUUGGACCAGAGGAAGCGCAGUAG